AUGGCGACUGGAAAUCCCAACAACCUUGGCGAGAUGAUCCCGCUCGCCGAUGCUGCGGACGAGGACCUCGGCCGGGUGCUCCCCGCGGUUUUCGCGGAGGCUGCGGCCGGCAUGCCGCCGCCUCGCCCGCGGCCGGCGCAUCGGCCCGUUUUGCCCUUCCGCGGCCGCGGCGUGGAAGGCAGAUCCGGUCGCGGUGCCUCGUCGCAGGCCGCGCCUACGCCUUCGGCCGCUGCGCCCGUCGCUGAUGCGUCGCGGGCGGACCGCAGCCGCACGCUGCUGCACGCUGGCGCGGACGAUGAGGAGCCCAGCGCUGUAGGGCUCGACCUCGCCGGAGAGCUGAGCCGCAUCAUUGACCAGCAUGCGGCGCUCGAGACCCAGACGGCGAUCCUCGAGUCUGAGUUCCAGGCGAAAGAAACAGCGUUGAUUGAGCGUCUGGAGGUGGCUCUUCUGGAACGCAUGGAGGCUGCGACAGCCGCGGCCCAACACGAGUGCCACGAGAGAGUUGCGGUGAGCUCGCGCGAGCUCCGUGCGGCAGAGCAGCAGAUGGCGGCGACGGACCGCCAGCAGCUUGCCGGCAUCCUGGCCGCAGAGUCUGCUGCAUACGCCGCUGCUGACCAGAGGCGCCGCGAGGAGUGCGAUGCGAUCCAUGCUCAGGCGUUCCGGAACCUCGAGGCGCAGCGCGUGGAGCUCAGCGCACAGGCGUUCGUCGGCUUCGAGGGCCGCACAAGGCUGCAGCUUCGCCAAUACGAAGCCCAGAUUGCCAAUCUGGAUGCCCAGCAGGAGCAGACGAAACUCCGGGCCGACCGCGCGGCAGGGCUGGAGGCGCAGGUCACGGUGCUCCGUUCUCGGCUCACCGAGUCCGAGCAGCGCGUGCAUGCACUGAGAGACCGAGCCCAGCAAUGGGCCAAUGACCUCGCAGCCACGGCUGAGGCGCAGCGCGGCGAGCAGCUCGAGGUGCAGACCGCGCUGCAGCAGCGUCUUGACAUCCUCGAGCAGGAGGACGACAUCCGCCGGCGGAAAGGCGCGGCGAAGUCCUUGACAUUGGGCCCGCUGCCCUCUGCCGUGGGCUUUCGGGAGCGGGUGCAGGACGCCUACGCGAAGGUGAACGCAGCGAGCAAGCGCAGCAAGCGCCGCACAAUGCGGUGGAUGCAGCGCAUCGAGACCGUCAACGACAUCUCGGAGCUCGAGGCGUUGGCAGAGAAGGAGAAAAGGUGGGGCGAUCCUGACUCCGCGCUCGCCGAGGCCGUCUUGGCCAUCGCCAACAGCAACUUGAAGCGUGAGCUCCUGAUCUACCGCGAGGAGCGGUCGAGGAUGGGCUUGCCGCACUCCGGCCGCUGCGCGCUGUACAUGGUGUAUUACAGGUGCACAAUCGAGCGCGGCCAGGCGAUGAGCGUCGACCUCACCACCUUGGUGGGCCUCGGGUUCGGGGGGGACCUCGAGGGCUUCUUGAAUGCCUGGGACUACGCCUUGAUGGCCUUGGCCAAGGUGCCGGACGAAGACAUGCUGUGCUCGCUCCUCGAGUGGCAGCUCCGGAAGUGCAUGGGGUUGGAGCCCGCUUUCGUGACCUAUGAUGCCGCCGAGGAGGGCGCCGCGACCCGCGCCUCCGCCUUCCCCUACAAGGCCGCGCGGCGGGAGAUCGUGCGGCGACGGCGCGGACAAGCGUGGGGCGACUUGAUGAAGCUGCCUCAGAAGGCCGCCCCCGCCAAGACCGCCGCAGCCGCAGCCGCAGCUGCCGCCGCUGCGAAGGCCAAGGCGCAGGCGACGCCGCAGGUCCGCUCCGGUGAGAUCUGCCAGAUGUUUGCUCGGGAUGGUUCGCGCCGCUUCGGUGCGAAUUGCAUGCUCGAGCACGUCGGGGCCGCCUCUGCGCCAGAUGCCGCCGCGGCGAAAGCCAGGGCCAAGGCCAAAGCUGGGGCCGCAGCCAAAGCUAAGGCUAAGGCCAAGGCGCAGGCGAAGGCGAAAGCGGCGGCCGCCGCCACCUCCCCCGCCGCUGCCGCGGCCCAGCCAGAUGACCAGCCAGCGCGCCGCUUCUGGCCCAGGGGCGAGCGCACCAACGGCGAGAGCCGCGCGUUCAAGCACGUUGGCCCUGGCAAGGCCAAAGUGCCGGGCGCCGUCUGCCGCGCCGCCCCGGCCACUGGUGGCCCCAGCGACGACCUUGAUGAGUUCGCUUUGGACUCCGGCGCUGGCAAUGACCUGGCCCCCGUAGGGGCCCAAGGCGUCCGCCGCCAGCGCGACGACCUUUGCUUCCUGAGCACGGCGAACGGCGUGAUCGCGCCCGAGACCACCGUGUCCGUGGGCCUGGAGGCGCUGAACGAGCAUGGCUACCGCUUCGCGUGGGGGCCGUUCGCUGACAAGCCCGAGUUCUACGCGCACGAGGGCUCGCAGGUCGACGUCCGCGUGGAGAACUUCGCCCCGAUGGUGGCGGGCGGCCGCCCCAGCCAGCCGGCCAGCGCUCGCCGACAGGUGCGAUGCAUGCCUGCCAUGGCCUCCGCAGAGGCUGACCACGCAGCCCCCGCCGCAGCGGAGGUCGCUGGAGCGGCGAAUGGGGCAGCCCGCGCCGCAGCCCAGGCCGCCGCUGCGGCCGACCGCGUGGACGACGCGGUGAUCGACGCUUCGAUCCAUAGCGACCCGCAGUCCAUCCUCCACCUGGCCACGCACCUGCCGAAAUGCCCGCCCGGCGUCUGCGCGGGGUGCGACUUCGGGAAGACGGCGAAGAGCCGCAGCUCGCGCCGCCCCGCUCCAGCUGCGGAGCUUCAUGCGCCGGACGCCACCGUCGAGUCCUCCGGGGCCCUUGUGCACAUGGACCACGUCGAAGUGGAGCGCAGCUCUGAGGCGAGGAAGGCAUCGCCCUACAGCCUGCGCAUCCUGGACGAGUCCACGGAGUUCUUCUCGCCGUGCCCAGCGCGCCGCCGGGGCACCGACACAGUGCUCAACAGCGUGGGCUCCUUCGACUCCGCCCCGCCGAAGAUUCGGAGGUGGCGGGCCGACUCAGCGCCCGAGUUCAGGGCAGCAGCGCGGGUGGUGCGCAGCAAGCGUCCACUCGCGCAUUAUCAAACGACACCGCGCCGGGCUGAAGCCAACGGCAAGAUCGAGCGCAUGAAUCGGGUGGCGAUUGAGGGCGCGCGAUGUUCCCUCCACCAGUCCGGCCUCAGCGAGCGCUGGUGGCCUCUCGCCGAGCGGCACUGGGCGGCGAACUACAGCGGCAGCGUCAAGAACGAGGCCGGCCUCACUCGGUGGCAACGCCGCUUUGAGGAGCCAGCCCCCUUCGUCAUCUACCCGUUCGGCGCCCUCGUCCUCUUCCGGCCGCCAGCCGGCUCCAAGCUCCCGAGGCUGGAGGGCGACCCCUGCAGCUCCAGCAAAUGGAAGAACCGACUAAUGCCUGCACUUCUGGUCGGCGUAGCGGCCGGCCCAGCCGAGCAGCGGGCCAAGAGUUACUUGAUCGCCCCGCUCGCGGCCAUCCUGGCCGACGGCCGGGCCUCUAGAGUCAACGUCCGCACCGUCGCCGACGUCGUCUCCCCGUCGAAGGUGACGUUCCCUCUAGCGCAGCGCCUGGCGUUCAACGGCGCGCUCCGCGACCUCAGCCUGCCGGCGCCGCGCGCCAACGACGACGCCGAGGGGGGCUAUGAGUUCAUCGCCGACGAGCCUUGCGAGGAGGACGUGCUUGCGUACGACGGGAUGCUGAAGGAGGGCUUGGACGUCGUGGGCCAAGCCGGCGAUGGAGACGCAGGCGCCGACGAUCCUCAUUCUGGCCAUGCUGCGGUCGAGCCCGACGUUGCCGAAGCUGCGCGGCUCGGCGUCAACGCCGACCCCGUCGUGCAGCGGGAGAUCAAGCCUGGACCAGGGCGCUCGCCGCCGAGCGGCUGGAGGCGAGGCGGCUUUGGCGCCGACGGCCAGAUCCGGCGUUCGGCGUGGGCGCCACCGUGGCCCACUCGUCCGCCUACGCUCGAGCCAGAGGCGCGGCUCUCCCUGACCACGAAGCACAGGCAGGAGAAGAGGCGUGAGGACUACCAGAACCUGAAGGCGAAGGGCAAGGUCGUGGCGGCCGCCCCAUCGAUGCCUCGCCUCGCGUGCUCUGCCUUCGCGGGCACCCCGCACGAGGUGUGCCACGAGCCGCCUCGGCAUCCUUGGCACCGAGGCUCGGCCGCAGCUGGCGGGCAGCACGCCCGUGCUUCUUCCAGCGAUGCCCGCGUGGCUUCCGGCCGCGCCGCAGGACCUGCAGCUCCGGCAGCGCCGGCCGGCCUCGUCAUACAGGCGCCCACGGUGCCUGAGAUCGUCGCCGCAGCGAUGCCAGCCAUCAUGGGCGGCAGGUACAACCAGAUGCUCGUCGAGUUGUGUUGCUCUCCGGAGUCUUGCCUGUCCGCCUUCGCCCCGGCCAGGUGCAUCGCCAUCCGCGUGACCGAGCAGCUUGACCUUGCCGCCGAGAAGACCCUCCGAGCUGUUCAAGACAUCUUGAAGAGGGCGGCCCGUAAGAAGCUGAGGACCAUGAUCUGGACAGCCGCCCCCAUGGCGGCGACGCGGGCCUUGAUCACCAAUGUCGCGAAGGUGUGCACCUACGCUCGUGACAAGGGCCAGGACGUCACCUGGGAGUGGCCUACAAACUCCGACCUGUGGUCGAACGACCGCGUGCACCAGCUGAUCAACACCGUCGGCGGCAAGUUCGUGAAGGUAUCGGCCUCCGCCGUCGGCCAGCAGCAUCAGCAUGCAGGCCGCGUGGUGUACACCCAGAAGGAGUGGACGCUGUGCUCCACGGACGACCCCGUUACGAUGAUUUUCGAGAAUUAUUCCGUCGACGAGGCUGCCGACAGCAAGGAGUUCGUCCGCUGCCGCGGGAAGAUUGCGAAGCAGACCGCCCAGUACACGGCAGAUUGCGACGGCGCCCGCAAGGCGUUGGAGAAGGAGCUGCACGGGAUGCGCUCCAAGCAGGUCUGGGGCACCAGCGACGCCAUGCUGGCCCGGGCGUUUGCAAUUCUGGGGAUAAAAGGAGAAGCGCUUGGAAAAUAUGCCCAGCAAUGGAAGGCUAGAGUGGUAUUUCAAGGAUCCAACAUCCGAACUAAGUCGGGCGUGUCGGCUGCAGACCUGUUCGAAGAAGUUGCCAAUGCUCCGGCGCCCUUCGCCGCGGCGCGCGCUGCCCUGGCGGCCGCGGCCCUCGCCGGCCAGGGGGUCAGCCUGAUCGACACUCUGUUCCGGAUCCCCACUCACGUCGAGCUCCCACGGGAGUGGUGGCCAGACAGUUGGUUCUUGGACGGCGCAGCACGCCAGAGACCUAAGUAUGUCCGGCCUCAUUGCCGGCUCAAGAAGGCUCUGCGUGGCCACCCCGAGGCCGGGGCGCUGUGGGAAGCCAAGUUGAACAGCAUUCUCAAGCAGCAUGGCUGGGAGCCCGCUGGCCUCGACCAUCCUGGUACUUGGGCCCGCUACACCAUGGACCCGGCCAACCCUACCUGCCCGUCGGCCGCUCGCCGGCUCCACACGGACAUGGACGACUACGUGGCCAACGCCGUCGCCAGGUUCGCUAGCGAGUACGGGGGCGAGCUCCGCAAGGUGACGUCGCCGUUUCUCUCGCCGGAGCAGUGGGCUGAAGAUGGCGUGUGCCCCGGCGUUUUCGCCGGCAGCUGCGCCUCGCACGUUGCGACGCUGCUGAUUUUGUCCCGGGUCGCACGGCCAGACAUCGCCGUUGCCGUGCAGCGCCUCUGCUCGGUGGUGUCAAAGUGGAGCACAACCCACGACGCAGCACUGGCUCGCUUGUACGCCUACUUGAAGGCCGCUGGCCCCAUGGCCCUCGCCGCCGAGUUGGCCCCCGAGGACAUCUUCGACCUGGAGCUCCUGAUGUGGUCGGAUGCUGACUGGGCUGGCGACUCAGAGCACGCGAAGUCUACAGGCGGCGUUCUGGUGGAACUUCACAGCCCGACUUCAGGUCGACGCUGGCCGCUUUCGUUGGCUGUUCGCAAGCAGACGCCCACGGCCGGCUCGACAGCCGAAGCCGAGACGGUGGCUCUCAGCCACAACACCAAGCACGAGGGCAUUCCCACGCAGAUGCUCCUCGAGCGGAUGCUUGGCAUCGACAUCCCGCUGGUGGCGCUCGUGGACAACGCGCAGGCCAUCUCCGCGGUGUCCAUCGGGCUCUUGCACGAGCUUGUGGUGGAGCGCGGCGCGAUGAUCCUCAAGCACGCGCCCACCGCGACGCACCGGGGCGACGGCUUCACGAAGGCCAUGUCCCCGGCAAGGUUCAUGCGGGCCCGCGACCUCAUGGGCAUGAUCCGCACCAGUCCCUGA
Messenger RNA from Prorocentrum cordatum, 6267 nucleotides. NCBI's taxonomy places the organism in Eukaryota, Dinophyceae, Prorocentrales, Prorocentraceae. The record is from the annotation of a GenBank genome assembly.